This is a messenger RNA of Misgurnus anguillicaudatus (oriental weatherfish), 1088 nucleotides long. It is a transcript of the gene ptges3l, whose product is annotated as prostaglandin E synthase 3 like. The record is from RefSeq and is a predicted model, not a curated record. Gene Ontology annotation, cellular component: cytosol; nucleus. NCBI's taxonomy places the organism in Eukaryota, Metazoa, Chordata, Actinopteri, Cypriniformes, Cobitidae. Gene Ontology annotation, biological process: chaperone-mediated protein complex assembly; protein folding. Gene Ontology annotation, molecular function: protein-folding chaperone binding; Hsp90 protein binding.
AGUGAUUUUCUCGAGUGUUCUAGCACAUUUAAAUGAGAAGAGUGGGGGGUUGAUAUGUCCCAGCAGCUGAUACCAUCCAUCCUAAAAAUAGAGCGGCAGUCAGUCACUCUCCAAACCAACCAACCACACUGAGUUGUCUCUAUUCAGUUCUGACUUCUCUAAGAGUAAAGAGACCACAUCAGCUAAAAACCUCUGAAAACAUUUAUACAGAGAAGCACAUCAACUCUACAAAACAUCAAGAUGCCAAAGAUUGUUCGACCGGAGAACUGCCAACCUGCUAGAACGCUGUGGUACGACCGGAAAAAAUAUGUCACCAUCAACUUUUUGGUUCAAAACCCAAAAGAUGUGCAAGUAGAUAUUCAGGACACAAAGAUCAUUCUCAGCUGUAAAGAUGUGGAUGACAACAAUAUCUACAAUGAGAUUGAAUUUUAUGACAAAGUAUUUAAGUCUGAUUCGAGAGAGAAGGUUCUGGAUCGCACUAUUAAUGUGCUGAUAAGAAAGUAUAAAGACAAUGUGGCAUGGCCGAGACUUCAGAAAGACCAAGCUAAGCCAGCAUGGCUGUUAGUUGACUUUGAUAACUGGCGAGAUUGGGAACAUGAGGAGGAAGAUGGUAUGGCAGAAUAUGAGCAGUACAUUGAUAUGAUUAAUGAUGUUAAACAGAAAGGUGAACCUCCUGCAAUGGAUGACCUGGACGAUCUUAGCGACUGAGUUUUACUCCGGCUCUCAAGCAGAUCCUUUACAGUUCAGUUUUUGGAUGUCUACAGUAAAGAUGUUUCACGCUGCCCAACAAACAAUCACAAUGACAAGAAACAAAUGUUGACUUUUAGUGAAUGUUUGUUUUUGUUUGAUCAGUGUUUUUUUUUUGUAUUUGUGUAAAAUAUCCUUUAUAUUCGAUAUGUAAGGUCAUGUUUAAUAACAUUUUUUUACUUCUGUGCUUAAACAAAUCUCCUUUCCCCGUGAGAAAUAACAUCAGAUGUGUAUUAUUCUAUGCCUUUAAAAAAGAUAUAAUCCAGGAGACGUAUGAUUGUUAAUUUAUUGUCAUAUGUUGUAUAAAGUGUUUUUCUACAUUAAAGGUUGUAAAGAUUGUC